Molecule: messenger RNA, 1500 nt
Organism: Motacilla alba alba
Lineage: Eukaryota; Metazoa; Chordata; Aves; Passeriformes; Motacillidae
Product: olfactory receptor 14I1-like
Exons: 1
Coding region: 405-1379 (324 amino acids)
Biological process (GO): G protein-coupled receptor signaling pathway
Cellular component (GO): membrane
Molecular function (GO): G protein-coupled receptor activity; olfactory receptor activity
Source: RefSeq, a predicted model, not a curated record
UAGAAAAUCAUCUCUCAGUUCAGGUGGAGAAAAAUAAAAAAAAAAAAUCUUGUCUCAGAUCUGAAUAAACCAGGCAAUGACAAAAAUAAGCACAUACCCCUUUACAGGCAGCAUCAGCUUCACUUUUCCAGCCUCCUCAGGGUUGCUCUGACAUUGCCUUCAGAGCCUACAGAGCCAGAGCUGCCCCUGGGCAGUGCCAGACCAGGGAGGGGUCUGCAGGGCAGAGCUGAGCCCCCAGGGCUGGGCUGGGCUCUGGCAGCACUGGCAGGGCCCAGCCCUGGGCACAGGGAAGCAGCUGCUGGCAGGGACAGCUCCAGGCAGCAGAGCCCAGGGCAGGCAGUGGAGGGAAAGUGCCCCCAGGCUGUGCUGGGAUAGUUAAAGUCCUCUCAAAGGUCAGCUAUUCCAUGAUUACUUUUCUUACAGAUCCCCAUGGCCAACCCCAGCAAAUGUCCAACAGCAGCUCCAUCAGCCACUUCCUCCUGCUGGCAUUGGCAGACACGCGGCAGCUGCAGCUGCUGCACUUCUGCCUCUUGCUGGGCAUCUCCCUGGCUGCCCUCCUGGGCAACGGCCUCAUCAUCAGCGCCGUAGCCUGCGGCCACCACCUGCACACGCCCAUGUUCUUCUUCCUGCUCAACCUGGCCCUCACUGAGCUGGGCUCCAUCUGCACCACUGUCCCCAAAGCCAUGCACAAUUCCCUCUGGGACACCAGGACCAUCUCCUACACAGGAUGUGCCUCCCAAGUAUUUUUUUUUGUUUUCUGCGCUGCAACAGAAUAUUUCCUGCUGACCAUCAUGUGCUACGACCGCUACGUGUCCAUCUGCAAACCCCUGCACUACGGGACCCUCCUGGGCAGCAGAGCUUGUGCCCGCAUGGCAGCAGCUGCCUGGGCCAGUGCCUUUCUCUAUUCACUGCUGCACACGGCCAAUACAUUUUCCCUUCCCCUGGGCCAUGGCAAUGCCCUGGGACAGUUCUUCUGUGAAAUUCCCCAGAUCCUCAAGCUCUCCUGCUCCAAAUCCUUUCACAGGGAACUUGGGCUAACUGCAGGUAGUGUUUGUUUGGUAUUUGGUUGUUUUGUAUUCAUUGUUUUCUCCUAUGUGCAGAUCUUCAGGGUCGUGCUGAGGAUCCCCUCUGAGCAGGCACGGCACAAAGCCUUUUCCACCUGCCUCCCUCACCUGGCUGUGCUCUCCCUGUUCCUCACCACUGGCAUGUUUGCCUACCUGAAGCCCCCCUCCAUGUCAUCCCCAUCCCUGGAUCUGGCCCUGUCAGUUCUGUACUCAGUGGUGCCUCCAGCCCUGAGCCCCCUCAUCUACAGCCUGAGGAACCAGGAGCUCAAGGCUGCAGUGUGGAGACUGAUGACUGGAUGCUUUCAGGAACAUUGAACUGCUGACGUAUUUCUGCAAAUCACUUGUAAUAAAAGUAAUCUAUGAUAAUUCUUGUUGGUUUCAUUUUGGAGCUGAUUUUUCUUUGGUUUAUUUUUUUCAUAUUGUCUACAAAGAAAUG